AUGGAGUUUCACGUAGCUGCCGCAGCAAAGAUGUUCAGGAAGCCCAUGAAGAGCUUUGGCCUGAGUUCCAUCAGCAUUGGCACAGGUUUGCUUGAGGCCGAGCGGCAGUACGAGGUUGCGGUGGACAACGCGCACGCGGCCGAGGCAGCGACGUUCACUGGCUUUUGGUGCCUUUGUCAGUCCCAGUCCGCAUCCUUGGGAGCUGUCCCUGGCAAGAGCCGGACGCCCGCUGCUUACAUCGUUUCACAUCCGUUGACCGUGGACCGUGGGACACUGGUGGCUAGUGGCUCCAUGUCUCAGCCACGCCGCUACCGCCAUCAGAUGCCACGCAAAUGUGUCGGGAUGCAAGUGUUCAACUCUCGAAGGUACUACGACAUCCUGGAGGUGCCCCAAAAGGCCAAGAAGGACGAGAUCAAGGAAGCGUACAGGCGCCUUGCAAAGCGCUACCAUCCGGAUCGAAAUGUUGAUGAUCCGGAGGCCGAAACCCGUUUCAAGGAAAUCCAGGAAGCUCAUGCCACGCUGAGCGACUCCUGGAAGAAGGCUCUCUACGACCAGGAUCUCCAGUUCAGCAAGUUCGGAACCGGGGUCACACAAGAGGUCGAAAGAGAAAGGUGGACUGAGCAUUGGGAGAAGGAAACUCCGGAGGAGCGAGAAGCUCGAAAGGAACGGUAUCGGCGAUAUGCUGCCGGUGAGCGCAACGACUUGCCUCCAGACAAGAUGUAUUCAAGCUGGUGGCCGGCAACUGUGGUUUUCGUCGUUGGUGGCGUUUUCUACGUGUGCGUGAAGGCGCCUGAAUGGCAAGAAGGACAGCCGCACUUCUGCGACCCCAUGUUCGACGACAGAAGCGUGCCACUCGUCCGUGCCUUCCAUGACCCUGUGCGAAACCGAUGGGAACGGCUUCCCGAGGGCCAAGAUCCGCCAACGCCUCGACAGCUCUAUGCUUACUACGAGAAGAAGAAGCCGGAGCUCAUGGAUGAGGUGGACAUUCGGAUCCUUCCCAAGGCGGAUUGCAGGGUGUCUCGAAUAGACACCAGCUGCUACCACAGGGCAGGGCAAAUGUUUAGUCAAGUAAGAAGUUUCAGAAGGGUGUUCCCCUUUGGAACAGGUGAGUCUGACAGCCCGGAGCUGAGCACGGAAUGUGUUUUGUUAAGUUGCAUGUCUUAA
Messenger RNA from Symbiodinium natans, 1164 nucleotides. NCBI's taxonomy places the organism in Eukaryota, Dinophyceae, Suessiales, Symbiodiniaceae. The record is from the annotation of a GenBank genome assembly.